Molecule: messenger RNA, 1551 nt
Organism: Lampris incognitus (smalleye Pacific opah)
Lineage: Eukaryota; Metazoa; Chordata; Actinopteri; Lampriformes; Lampridae
Product: G-protein coupled receptor 37-like 1
Exons: 5
Coding region: 1-1551 (516 amino acids)
Biological process (GO): positive regulation of MAPK cascade; adenylate cyclase-inhibiting G protein-coupled receptor signaling pathway
Cellular component (GO): plasma membrane; signaling receptor complex
Molecular function (GO): G protein-coupled peptide receptor activity
Source: RefSeq, a predicted model, not a curated record
AUGAGUCUGUCUGUCUAUCUGCUGCUGUUUGCCGUGGCGUCGGUGAUGGCCAGGAGUGUGGCACCUGCAGAAAGACAGGGUGAAGGCUUCAACAAACCACCAUCCCGGAUCAAACUGGAACCGUUUUGGAGCGGGGACCAGCUCAGAACCCAGGAGGAGUUCUACGGCCCCAACCAGGACACCGUCUCUGAGCCGGGGCAUUCUGCCGGGCCGGAGGUUCUGCUGGACCUGGACCAGCACCGACGGCUGACCCGCAGCACCGAGGAUGAGGAGCAGCAGUCCACCUUCAGCCAUUCAUACGAGAAUGAUUCAGUCCCGACGCCGCAAGCCACAGAGUUCACCAGCACAACCAAAACCGCUGAUGGUGGGGUCCAUAACACCUCCAGUCCCGACCCGCCAGGACUCUUCAACCCCUUCUACCCACUGGUGGAGAGCUCCUAUUCGGCCUACGCCAUCCUGUUCCUGGCCGGUCUGGUUUUAGCCGUGGGCGUCGUGGGCAACAUGGCGGUCAUGUGCAUCGUAUGGAAUAACUAUUACAUGAGAUCUGCGUGGAACUACCUGCUAGCCAGCAUGGCCUUCUGGGACUUCCUGGUUCUGGUGCUAUGCCUUCCUGUGGUGGUCCUCAACCAGCUCUCCCAUAGGAGGAUCCUGGGAGACAUCACCUGUCGCAUGGUGCCUUAUAUGGAGAUGACAUCACUGGGUAUCACCUCAUUCUCUCUCUGUGCUCUGGGUAUUGACCGGUUCCAUGCGGCUACCAGUUCUUCCCAGCCGAAGGCACGGCGGGUGGAACGCUGCCGCUCAGUGUUGCUGAAGCUGCUGCUGGUCUGGCUGGCCUCUCUGGUUCUGUCCAGUCCAGAGGUGUUUCUGUGGCAGCUCAGCCAGGCCGUGUCUCCCGCCACAGGGCAACUGGUGGAUUCAUGCACCAUUACCCCCUCCUCCCCCCUCUCCCUGCACCUCCCCGACUCCCUGCACUCCUUACUACUCAGAUACUACCAGGGUCGGAUGUGGUGGUGUUUUGGUUGUUACUUCUGCCUCCCCGUCAUCUUCACCAUCCUCUGCCAGCUUGCCACCUGCAAUGUCAACAAUGACUCCAGCUCCGCCCACAAGCAGCGUGGGCAUGACGACCGCUCCUCCAAUCAGAAGCGAGAGCAGCACCAGGCGGUGGAGCGCCAGCUGAGCUGCACGGUGCUAGCGCUGGCCGUGGUGUAUGGCGUGUGUGCUCUACCCGAGCAUGUGUGCAACAUCACGCUGGCAUACACGCACAUCACGGUCUCUGAGGACACAGCGGCCAUGUUGGUACUGUUGCAUCACUUCCUGCUGUUCUUCAAGUCAUCGGUGACGCCAGUGCUGCUGCUGUGUCUGUGUAAGGCUCUCGGGCAGGCUUUCAUGGACUGCUGCUGCUGCUGUUGCCAAGAUUGCCAACCAACCACAACACAGGGUUCACCAGGCCCUGCCCAGGUCAAGCUGCAGACAACCAGUGAGAUGGCUUCAUCCUCCAUCUUCUUCGACAAAGCGAAAGAGACAUCGGCCAUCUUGUCUAUCUCCAGCUAG